This is a messenger RNA of Australozyma saopauloensis, 2253 nucleotides long. RefSeq lists its product as uncharacterized. The transcript has a single exon. The coding region runs from base 1 to 2253 and encodes 750 amino acids. Lineage: Eukaryota; Fungi; Ascomycota; Pichiomycetes; Serinales; Metschnikowiaceae. The record is from RefSeq and is a predicted model, not a curated record.
AUGAAACUAGUGGGCACCAUUUCAGAUGAGGUCCUUCUCAACAUCGAAACGGAACUAAAUCCCAAGGUGGCCGCGCUCGUGUCGGCGUUCGUUGCUUAUCUCAAAGAGCCCAGAUACCAGAACCCCCUAACCAUCUCGGAACUUGCCUCUCUCUUCAACGCAUUCUACCAUGAUCUCUACGGCCUAGUGCUCAGUCUAUACGCCCAGCUGACUCUGUGCAAGCGGGCGUUGAUCCAGAAUUCUCCCCUUUUCGCCAACGAUCUCCGAACGUACGACUACUUGAAUGCCAUUGCUCAUUAUUCUUCGUCCCACAUAAAACUAGUCAAGCGCUCGGAUCCCCAGGCAGCAUACCAGCUUCGAGUGUUUGCGUACUACAAGGCGGCCACAAUUACACAGACGAUAGAGACCGCGCAGGCACAGCUCUUCACGUCGGUGACGCCGGGUGAUCAGACCCAGCUCUACUAUAAGAUCUUCCGCUUUGAUCUGCGGGACCUAGCCAUUCAGGAUCUUCUAUCCGAGAAGUUACAGAUUUUGCGGAAAUUGUCUCUCCCUUUGAGCGCCUUUUGUGAGACCGAAUUUAAAGCCGACUCGGCCAAGUUGGAUGAGUACUUCAUGACUCUCUCCGAGGAAGCCAAACAGACCUUGGCAAAAUUAAAGACUUGCAUUGUGAACUUGGACGAGGCCAGAACACCCGAUAUGAAACUACAAUACAUCGUCAAAGUUCAAAAGACCUUGAUUGAUUUGUGCGCGGGCUUCUACAAGUACGACUCCUCCAAGGUGAACAACGACCUUCUUCUUCCGGCGCUCAUCUACAUCAUCAUCUAUCACCCGCCGGACUUGCCAGAGGAUCACAAGGAAAUUGAUCUCUAUCUCAAUUUCACGUUUGUGAAGAACUUCUGCCAGAUCUUGGACCCAUAUUGCAUCUCGUCUACCUCAUUCAACUCAAACUCCUCUUUGUCGUCUUACGUCCCCACUGAGAGAAGAGACUCAUAUUUACGUGGCGAUAAACUCUCCUCUAACAAUUUCUUCGAGCUUAUCAACCUAAAAGAAUCUAGCAAUGAGGUUUUCGAGGAAGUAGAGCCUGAGUUCCAGUCUGAUAAAGCAUUGAUUGAUUACUUGCAAAAAACAAUGUUCAAUACAGGAGAGCUACAGUAUUACCUCACAAACUUUGAGGCAAUUCUAUACUUCCUCGUCAACACUCCAGUCAAAGAUAUAGUGCCCGAAGGCUACACAAUCCCAGAAGUUUAUCUAGCGAAGGAAGUUGUUACCCUCCCUAUACAACAAGUACUCGAGAACAGGGAGGCCAAGGAGAAGGAAGGCGCAGAAAACCUGAAAGAGAUUACUGAAGACUCUGCAGAAUACUUGGAAGAGGUUGAGGACUCUGCAAGGUCACGCUCUAGUUCUUUGUUCAAUACUAUUUCUAGCGCAGUUUCUCAAACUGUAACCAGAUCCCGCUCAAAUUCGGCAGCUCUCAAAUCUCAUCAUGCAAGAGAAUCCUCAUUCCCUAGCUUUGAGCAGUCAAUCACAUCAGGUAUGCCUUCCGGGGACACAUACGGCUUGACUCCAAUGAGAAAGUUUCUUGGUCGCAUCGGCCAAGCAUCUGGAGUCAAUCUCAGUGACGCAGAAAACGGACCCAUGUCAGACAGCGAUGAAAACGCAGAAAAUAGAAGCAAGCGUUCACUGUCUUUGUUUGAUGUAUUCUCACCUGGACAACCUCGUACUCGGUCUGGAUCAGGAGAAACCCCUUCAUUUUUGCAUUCGUCUAAUCUCCGAAAGCCCACCAUCUCCACCAAAUUAUCCAAUGGUGUUUCCGAACUCAUGACUAAGCUUAAUGUUGCUGCGAACGGUAGCUCUCACGCUCUCUACAAUGAAGGCGGGAAUAAUUACAAAACACCUUCUCGAGAGGACUCAUUGGAGAAUUUUAGCAUCAACACUAAAGCUCCGCCGAUCGUGGGCGACCCGGCUUCAAGUAUGGAUAAAUGGUUCAACAACCUCGGAGAUAAUGGUGAUGCACAGACUUUUGCCAAUAGCCAGAUGGGUUCCGCCUACAAUGAAGGAUCCCUUUUCAGCGCAUCUUUCGCCGAGCUCACAAAAUACCACAACGCAGAUUUCGAUUCAUUGACAAUGAUGGAUUUGAAAAAUUUGAAGUUUUAUUAUGACCAGCUCUGCAGCGAGCUUCUAGCAUUGAAGGAAGAGUCUAAGACAAGUAACGAAGAAUUGGCAGUGGAGAAAGACCCACAGAACAUAGAGUGA